UACGAUUUUACAUUACAAUUGUAGCGCAUCUGGACGAAAGAAUUUUCAUCACAAGCGGCACGGACACGACCGAGCUAUCAGAAGAAGAGAAGGGUGAAGGAACUUUGUCCGGAAUCCUGAAUUUUGCUGCCGGGUGUUUCAAUUUGUCUCAUCUCGAUCUCAAGAUUGAUGCCUUUAUGUUUCAGACUUGAUCUAAUUCUUAUUUUCUGGUUAGACGGCAUUGCGAUGCGUUCGUUGUGUUAGCGAAUUCGGAUUUAUUCGGUUUCUGGGGUUGGAUUCGUGAGGGAAUUGUGAUUUGUUUCUCUCUUUGAUUUUGAAUCAUCUGUAGUUAUAUGCUGUUGUGAUUUUAGUAUGCGUGGAUUUAAGAUUUGCUUGAUUCAGAUCGAAUGAAACGAGAUCGUUGAAUUCUCGUGCCAGAGUUAGCGGGAGGAUUCUUGAUUUUAGGGUUUUUUUUUUUUAACGAAUGGAUGUACAGCUUCACGAAGAGAAAUAGGGAUCUCUUGAAUUUCACUGUUAAUUCGGGAGUGUGAAAGCGAUAGAUAGCGUAGAGAACGCUUUAACCAUUGGGAAAUCGUUUGUAAUUUGUAUUUCAGUUAUACUGAAAAAAGUUGGGGUUCUGGUCAAUUUAGGUUAGAGCAUACUAAUUGAGAAGGAGCUAGAAUCGACUGACUGUUGGAGUCAUGUUCUAUGGUGCAGUUGUAUGGGACCCUUGGCUCAUCGUUGCCCAAAUUGUUUGCCUUCAAUGUUUGUAUUACCUCACUCUUGGUAUAUUGAUCGCGACUCUAGUCGGUACACGCGUUUCUCGGAUCAGCCUUGUUUACUUCUUUGAUUAUGCUACAAUAACCGUUUCUACAGCCACUGGUUGGUGUGUUAUUGCUUCAUUCCUGCUAAGUGCGCUUGCUGGAGCAGUAUAUCUGAUUUAUUUGAUUGAAAGAGCAAAGAAGUGCUUAGAUUUUGCAGCCACACUCUAUAUACUCCACCUUUUCAUCUGUAUCGUUUAUGGAGGGUGGCCGUCCUCAAUGACAUGGUGGGUUGUGAAUGGUACUGGGCUUGUAGUGAUGUCUUUGCUGGGUGAAUAUCUGUGCAUCAAACGUGAACUGCGAGAAAUUCCUAUAACACGAUUGCGUUCAAAUGUCUGAGCAAGUAACAGUCAAAUUGCAAGAACCACCUCUUCAUGUGUGUGAUUUUCUGGUGGCCUAUCUUAUUAAAUUUGCGUAGCUAGUGGAUAAAGCUGAUGAAAACCCAGAUCAAGUUAGCAUCAAGGAAGAGGAACUGUUUUGAGAUAUGAACGAUUGGUCGUAAGUAUCGAAAUAUAACCUAGAUCGGUGCUCUGGAUUAUGAUGAACUAGUGUUUUGAAUUAGUGGAAGGUUUACAUAUGAAUCCAGGAAGCUUUUUUUACCUUGGGGAAAGGAGGGGGAGGGUGUCACUUCCAAUGGCUAUAUGAGCUUUAUUCCUUUUUUGUUUUAAUGGUUAAAGAAGAUAUCGUUGGUUGCUUUUAUUCUUUUAAUUCUUCAUACAGAUGAGUCUACAGCUUAGUUUGGAAUAUAAUGAAAAUUUGAUUUGUAAACUAAA
This is a messenger RNA of Cucurbita pepo subsp. pepo (vegetable marrow), 1573 nucleotides long. RefSeq names its product structural molecules protein. Gene Ontology annotation, cellular component: trans-Golgi network; Golgi membrane. NCBI's taxonomy places the organism in Eukaryota, Viridiplantae, Streptophyta, Magnoliopsida, Cucurbitales, Cucurbitaceae. Gene Ontology annotation, biological process: Golgi to plasma membrane protein transport; Golgi to endosome transport; protein localization to Golgi apparatus. The record is from RefSeq and is a predicted model, not a curated record.